Messenger RNA from Beta vulgaris subsp. vulgaris (sugar beet), 1626 nucleotides. RefSeq names its product putative UPF0481 protein At3g02645. The coding region runs from base 1 to 1626 and encodes 541 amino acids. The record is from RefSeq and is a predicted model, not a curated record. The transcript is spliced from 2 exons. Lineage: Eukaryota; Viridiplantae; Streptophyta; Magnoliopsida; Caryophyllales; Amaranthaceae.
AUGAGAAAAUUUUCUAGCCAAAACAAACUAUUAUCCAUGAACGCAUCUUCAUCCAUAGACUCAUCUUCUUGGGUCAUUCAUCUUCGUAGUUUCUUUGAAGAGAAAAAGCUAGAAGAUGAUGUUGAUACAGAUGACACAACCGUUUGUGUUUACCAUGUCCCUAAACCGCUUCGAGCACUCAAGCCUGAAGCAUAUAGUCCUAAUAUCAUAGCCUUGGGGCCUUACCAUCAUUGGCGUCAAGAUCUUUAUGAGACGGAAAGGUACAAGCUCAUUUGUGCAAAGAAGGUGCAAAAGGAGUUCAAGCACCUCAAAUUUGAGGACCUUGUGAAGAAACUCUUGAAGAAGGAGCACAAAAUUCGAGGGUGUUACCAUAAGCACUUGGACAUGGAUGGAGAAGCACUAGCGUGGAUGAUAGCAAUUGAUGGCUUAUUCUUGCUAGAGUUUCUUCAUGUUUAUGUCAUCAAGAUAAGUUCCUUGGCCUCUUCGGCUAGGAUGUCAUUCUUGGUUAAGUCGAUGGGCAGGAAGUUGGCUUAUGAUUUGAUCCUUCGCGACAUCUUGAUGCUCGAAAAUCAAAUUCCCUUUUUUGUAUUGAAGAAGAUCCUACGUAUCCAAUGCUUGUCAUCCGAUUUGGCUGAAAAUUUGUUGCCUUCUAUGUUGAUGGGUGUUUGUAGGGAGCUCUCUCCUCUUGUUUUAGAUGAGGGAUAUCCUAUGUCAGAGGCCAUUCAAUGCGCGCACUUGUUGGAUCUCCUAUAUCAUCUCAUUGUUCCCAAGUUAGAGCAAGGUGAAGAAGAAAUCCAAGUGACAUUUCUCCCUAACAAGUUCGAUGAAGAGGAUCCAUCUUUUGGUGAAAUCAAAGAGGUCUUCACUAAUUCAUGGGAAAUGGCUUCCAAACUCAAGAUUAUUUCAAAGAUGCCAAUAGUAUCAGCUAUAGCGCCUGCACUAGAGAGUAUUUUUCUAGGAAAUAAGCAUGAGAAAGGAAGUAGCACAGUCAAAAAUGGAAGUUUGCAAAAGGAUGCACAAGUUAUUCCAUUGGUAGAGGAGAUCAUGAUUCCCUCAGUAGAAAACCUUUGUGAUGCAGGCGUAGAGUUUUGUCCAACAAAUGGUGAUAUAUCCACGAUACAAUUCGAUAAAAAGUUGAUGAAGUUCUACCUACAUGUGGUUCUUAUAGAUGGUAAUACAGAAGUUCUAAUGCGAAAUCUAGUAGCUUAUGAGGCUUCAGCUACUCCUUGUCCUCUGGUUUUAGAGCGUUAUACUGAAUUGAUGAAUGGAAUUAUUGAUACAGCUAAGGAUGUAGAAAUCCUUAGGAAAAAGAAAAUCAUAGUAUGUCGUCUAUUGAGAGAUGAAGAGGUAGCUAAUCUUUGGAAUGGAAUGACAAAAGCUAUCCGAUUAACCAAAGUUUCUUUCAUUGACAAAGCUAUUGAAGAUGUUAAUGGGUAUUUUAACAAUACUCUUAAGAGGAAAUUGCAUAAACUUACUAAAAGGUAUGUGUAUAACUCUUGGAGGAUUCUCGUUGUUUUGGCAACUCUUCUAUUAUUGGGAUUGAUGGUUCUCCAAUCAUUUUGUUCAGUCUAUAGCUGUCCUCGUUUCUUCAACAUCGAUGAAACUACUACUAGUACGCGUGUAUGA